AUGGAGUGGACAUAUGAAGCAGGCUUUGCCAUUGGUGGUAGCAUCUUGUUGCUAACUAUGCCUUGGAGUCUGAAUAUCACUUCGUCCAUUGCACCAAUAUCCAUGUCAAAGUCGGACAUCCUCCAUGAUUUGGGCGUCAAGAAUUCGGUGAUUUCAUACUUCUCUCUUGCUAUCCCUCCUGUUAGUGCAGCGCCCCCUGCUCGAAAGGUCGCCAACAAACGAGUUGCUGCGGCGAAGAUUGUCAAAAAAACUGCUGACAUGGACGCCCAGGUUAAGAGAGCUGCCCCAAAAAAAAAAACAACUAAACCUACAUCCAAUGUUGUUGCUCAACAGCCCUCUUCAUCCAAAGUCCCUCCUAUACAGCCCAAGAAGGCCCAUGUGACUGUCAGUGAAACGAAUUUUAGGCCUGGAAACCCCAUGAGUUUCCGCAGCGGCGUGGUCAACGCGGUCAAAGCUGAUAAGGAAUAUGAAGGGGCGUCUGAUGCAGAAGAGGUGGUUACAGACGGUGAGCUGUGUGACAAGAAUGAUGAUGAUGAUGACCACAACGACAACGACAACGACGAAGAUGAAGAGGAGCAAGGCGGUGACUCCGAAGACCUUGAAGACUUUAUUGAAGAUGAUGAAGACGCACUUGAGAACGAAGAAUACGAGGAGGAAGACAAAGGCGACGAAGAUGUUGAAGAUGACUUGAACAAUCUUGAAGAGCAAGAAGGUAUUCUUACUGACAAAGGAGAGGACAUUGAGGAGCCAAUUAAAAACGUCCCCAUACCUCCCAUCGACGAUGUCUUUACUUCCGCCCCAACUCUCCAGAAAUCUCGCAAGAUCAAAAGGCCGAGGGAGUCUACCCCUACACCUGAGUUUCCUACGCAUGGGUCACAAUUGCCAGCGACACCCGCAACUCUGGUUGCAGAUAGGUCUCCUACCAAACAUAUGCGCACGGAACCUCCGCCUACGCCUUCUUCGACGAAGAGGGCCACCCCCAAGAAGAAAGCCGGCGAAACUCCUGCUACUCCUGCCAGGCAAUCAGCCCGCAAGGCCGCUGCAGAAACUCCGUCCUCUAGGAUGAAUGCUCUUUCUAUUGUCGAUAUUAGAACUCCUUUUUCAAUCCCUGAAAGCAAAUCUCCUUCAAAAAAUACCUGCAAAGUUGCCGCUAUUCCGGCUCCCGGUGUUGUGCCACCCGCCCUGGGACCACGUAGCCUCCGAAAUCCUGCUCUUUUGGUAUACAACUCCGAUCUCAAUCAUGUUCAAUCAGCGGCUUUGCCAUUUGCGUGCGAGGUUUUGGUUGGAAUUACUAAAGAUCCCAAACUCGAAGUGAAAGGAUGUUACAAAAACCUUCCACACCUCAGGCAAAUAGAGACCUUUAGCAACGUCGACACCACUCAAGUUCAUGGGCUGGUGGGCUUCAGUCAAUUACAACAGUGGCAUGGCGCGAAUUUUUUCUCCACUUUUCUUGCAUCCUUCCUCAACUUUUCCAUUGAGGAAUGUUUCAUCAAUCUUGGUCGCGUUAGCCCUUUGCUAUUGAAGUCACAGUCCAUGUGGGGACAAUGUUACGAACUUCGAAACACAUCUGAAGAGCCGUUACAGUGCCUAACUCCAAUUGUGACAAUAUCCUUGUUUCUUCAUGAAAUGAAUCCUCGAUUGACAUGGGGAGGCCAUUACGUCCAAGGGGUUCCAAUGGCAUAUUGGUGGGACCGGGCUUUGGCUGUCAUCAGGAUGGUAACCCAUCAACCAAAGUUAGAGGUCCCUUCCUACUACAACGCGAUACAAUUUACCACCAAGAACAAACCGAACGACAAAAGUGCAGAUGAACAAAUGAGCUCUACCGCGCAGACACUUCCUAAGUCGCUUUUUACAACCGCACCGGCGGUAUCGCUUAAGACGACUCCUCAGCCCAAGAAAAAAGCCACAAUGUUGGCUUACGGCAAAAAAUUUCCAAUUUAUGAUUUGCGUACUUUGUUGAAGGAUUUUCCUGAGAAGACUUUCACCAAGGAGAUGCUGGAAGACAGAGAUUUAUAUCUUCCUUUGUGGAAUGAAAUACCCUAUGGUUCGUUGGUCAUUAUGUCCCAUAUGAUUCACAUCGCACAACCUGCUACCGGUGGAAAUCAUUUUAAAUUGUUCAACUAUGCACAGUGGGGAUUUUUGCUGUCCAGUCCAACUGUUGACUAG
Messenger RNA from Psilocybe cubensis, 2166 nucleotides. RefSeq lists its product as uncharacterized. The record is from RefSeq and is a predicted model, not a curated record. Bases 1 to 2166 code for a protein of 721 amino acids. The transcript has 16 exons. Lineage: Eukaryota; Fungi; Basidiomycota; Agaricomycetes; Agaricales; Agrocybaceae.